Diceros bicornis minor is the source of this 2845-nucleotide messenger RNA. It is a transcript of the gene ZMYND10, whose product is annotated as zinc finger MYND-type containing 10. The transcript has 12 exons. Gene Ontology annotation, biological process: motile cilium assembly; outer dynein arm assembly; inner dynein arm assembly. The record is from RefSeq and is a predicted model, not a curated record. Bases 1080 to 2543 code for a protein of 487 amino acids. Gene Ontology annotation, cellular component: cytoplasm; centriolar satellite. Lineage: Eukaryota; Metazoa; Chordata; Mammalia; Perissodactyla; Rhinocerotidae.
AAAUAACAGCCAGAAAGAAACAAUCAGGAAGCUGUGAUGAAAAGUGAGUUGGGAUAGGAGCUGGGACUGCUCUGGAUUAGAUAGGCAAGGAAGGCCUCGCUAAGGUGACUUGAACUGAGCUCUGAAGCAGGAAGAGUAUUCCACCAAACGGAACAGAUGCAGAAGCCUUGAAGCAAAAACUGCUUUGGGAUGUAUGAGGAACCCAAAGGAGGUCCGUGGGGCUGGAACAUAGGAGGCAAGGGGGAGAGGGGCAAGAAAUGAAGUCCUGAGGUAUGCGAGGGGGCAAGAGCUUGAUACCGCAGAGCUGCUGGUAACCUACUUUGGAUGUAGUAUUCUGACGGCCAGAGGCAGCCACAGAGUGGCUCCCUCUCAUGCGAGGGAGAGAUGUCUAAUGUGCAUCUUGAAAAGACUCCUCGCUGCUUAGGAGGGUCAGAGAGGAAGUGGGUCCUCUUCCCACUUCCUCUCUGAGGAAAAAGGCCACAGCAGUUACCUCAUGAGAGGUGAUGGCAGCCUGGAUUAGGAGGGAGAGAAGUUGUGGGCCGUGGGUAGAGCCAACAGGUGGAGCUGGGCGCAAGAAAUACUGGAGCGAGGAAGCCACUGAGAGGAGCAUCCUUGUGGGCCGAGCUGGAGCAGCUGAAUGAAGAGCUGGUAGGGGGCGGGAUGACCCCAUCCCCGUGCAAGCCGACGUGACGCCCGUCCGAAGAAAGAGCCUAAGCCACAGGAGUCUGGAACUCAGGGAGACCUCUGAGCCGCAGGCAGUUGUGAGGGAGAAAGCUCCGGAAGUCCAUAUAGGGUUGCUACCCGCAGCCUGGCAGGAGAGGUGGACAGGGGCGAGUCCGGACCCUGAGCGCGCCGCCGGCGGGGGCGGGCCCAGGCCGCAGUGCGCAGGCGCGCGCCGAGCUAACCGUUUCCAUGGCGGCGAGGACCCACGCGCCCCAACCGCUCUUCAACUGUCGGGUCCCAGGCUUCUGCCCCGCCGAAGGCCGUUGUGCCCGAGCGUGUCAGCACCCCCGCCUCAGCCCUGGCUCCUGCCUGGGGUCAGCCGAACCCCACCUUCCCACUCUGUCCCUGGCCUCGACAUGAGCCACCUGGAGCUGCUGCUGCCUGGGGAGGCUGACUUGCUGAUUAGAGGACUGCGCAGCUUCCCGCUGCGCGAGAUGGGCUCCGGAGGGUGGAACCAGCAGCAUGAGAACCUGGAGAAGCUGAACAUGCAGGCCAUCCUUGAUGCCACGGCCAGCCAGGACGAGCCCAUCCAGGAGCUGCUGGUCACCCAUGGGAAGAUCCCAACGCUGGUGGAGGAGCUGAUUGCAGUGGAGAUGUGGAAGCAGAAGGUGUUCCCUGUGCUGUGCAGGCUAGAAGACUUCAAGCCCCAGAACACCUUUCCCAUAUACAUAGUGGUACACCAUGAGGCCUCCAUCAUCAACCUCCUGGAGACAGUAUUCUUCCACAAGAAGGUGUGUGAGUCAGCAGAGGACACCGUCUUGGACCUAGUGGACUACUGCCACCGCAAACUGACUCUGUUGGUGGCCCGGAGUGGCCAUAGUGGCCCCCCUGAAGACAAUGAGUCCCAGUACAGCACCCCUAUGCAGGAGCUGCAGAAGCAGGCAGAGCUGAUGGAAUUUGAGAUUGCACUGAAGGCCCUCUCAGUGCUACGCUACAUCACAGACUGUGUGAACAGCCUUUCCCUGAGCACCUUGAGCCGCAUGCUCAGCACCCACAACCUGCCCUGCCUCCUGGUGGAACUGCUGGAGCACAGUCCCUGGAGCCGGAGGGAAGGAGGCAAGCUGCAGCAAUUUGAGGGCGGCUGUUGGCAGACAGUGGCCCCCCCAGAGCAGCAAAAGUUGAGCAAGUUGGACGGGCAGGUGUGGAUUGCCCUGUACAACCUGCUGCUAAGCCCCGAGGCCCGGGCCCGCUACUGCCUCACAAGCUUUGCCAAGGGACAGCUACUCAAGACCUUGAGCCUCAGGUGCCACAACAGCUACUGGGACAUGAGCCCACAGGCACCCUCAGCCCAGCCCAGCCCUAGCCCUCUCUGUUCCUUGACCCUCUGGUCAGCAUCACUUCACACUGGCCUCCCCUGGACACCCUUGCAGCUUCGGGCCUUCCUCACAGACACGCUGCUUGACCAGCUGCCCAAUCUAGCAGACCUGCAGGGUUUCCUGGCCCACCUGGCCCUGGCUGAACCCCAGCCCCCUAAGAAGGACCUGGUGUUGGAACAGAUCCCAGAAAUCUGGGAGCGCCUAGAGCAAGAGAACAGAGGCAAGUGGCAGGCUAUUGCUAAGCACCAGCUGCGGCAUGUAUUCAGCCCCUCAGAGCAGGACCUGCGGCUGCAGGCACGAAGGUGGGCUGAGACCUACAGGCUGGACGUGCUAGAGGCAGUAGCUCCAGAGCGGCCCCGCUGUGCCUACUGCAGCACAGAGGCCUCCAAACGCUGUUCACGAUGCCAGAAUGAGUGGUAUUGCUGCAGGGAGUGCCAAGUCAAGCACUGGGAGAAGCAUAGAAAGGCUUGUGUCCGGACAGCCCAGGGUGACAGAGCCAAGUGAAGGCUGCAGCUGCUGAGGGACAACCACCCAUGCGAUACAACUCACCUUGAGUGUGCCCCUGAACCUAGGGAUCUCAGCCCGGCCUCUGCCAGAGCCCCAGCCUCCCAGGUGGUGAACACAGCCCACAGGGUAGAGCUGCUGCCCCAUCUCCCCCAGCAAAGCGCUGCCGGCUUCCUGCCCCACCCGGCGGGUAGGCUGAGGGCGCUGCCUCAGCAACCUAGGGCAGGAGGCCUGGGUGGAGGGCGAGGGCGAGGGCCGGAUGUGGGGACCCUCUUCCUCUAGCACUGUAAAGCUGGCCUCCA